Cricetulus griseus (Chinese hamster) is the source of this 7428-nucleotide messenger RNA. The record is from RefSeq and is a predicted model, not a curated record. NCBI's taxonomy places the organism in Eukaryota, Metazoa, Chordata, Mammalia, Rodentia, Cricetidae.
GUUUGUUUUUGCAGUGGGGGGAAUCAACUCUAGGUCCUCACUCUGCCUUUGAGCUCUACCUGGCCCAGAUGAAUCUUUGGAACAAAACUCUGAAGGAAAUGGCUAUAUGAAAGUUAUACGCUCUGGUGGUGAUUGGACUCUAGACCAUGUGUCUAGGUAGUUUUUCCUUCCUCCGAAGCUCUACUCCCCCAGCAGCGCUCACCACACCCUUGUUUUGAGAACCUCACUAAGCUCUUGUCAGCAUCCAGCCAUGGGGGAUAUGAAAACCCCAGAUUUUGAUGACCUUCUGGCUGCCUUUGACAUCCCAGAUCCCACAAGUCUUGAUGCUAAGGAGGCCAUCCAGACACCCAGUGAGGAGAAUGAGAGUCCCUUGAAGUCUUCAAGCAUGUGUAUGGAUGAGAGUGUGUCUUUGUCACACUCAGGAUCAGCCCCAGAUGUGCCGGCUGUGAGUGUCAUUGUCAAGAACACCAGCCGCCAAGAGUCAUUUGAAGCAGAGAAAGACCACAUUGCUCCUAGUCUCCUACACAAUGGAUUUCGGGGUUCAGACCUGCCUCCAGACUCCCACCACUGUGGGAAGUUUGAUUCUACUUUCAUAAAUGGAGACAGUGCUAGGAGUUUCACAAGCAAGCUAGAGCCUUCCAAGUCGGAGCCAUUACCCACCUUCAACCAGUUCAGCCCAAUCUCCAGCCCAGAACCCGAGGAUCCUGUCAAAGAUAAUGGGUUUGGGAUAAAGCCCAAGCACUCUGAUAAUUACUUCCCACCUCCUCCAGGGUGUGGGGCUGUGGGGGGCCCAGUCUUGGAAGCUCUGGGUAAGUUCCCAGUCCCAGAGCUACACAUGUUUGAUCACUUUUGUAAGAAAGAACCCAAACCAGAACCCUUACCUUUAGAGAGCCAGCAGGAGAAUGAGCGGGGUGGGCCAAAGGUGGUGGAGCCUCCCAAAGAUCUGGAUUCCAGUCGGUUCUUUGGGGAAGCUUUAGAAUUCAAUAGUCACUCUAACAACAGUAUUGGAGAACCCAAGAAGCUUGCUCCAGAGCUUAGUGCUUGCUCCUCUGUCCCCCCUAGGCAGCGUUUGAAGCCAGCCCAUUCCAAACUGUCCUCUUGUGUUGCAGCCUUGGUGGCCCUACAGGCCAAAAGGGUGGCCAGUGUCACCAAGGAGGAUCAGCCUGGUCACACAAAGGAUUCCUCAGGGCCCACUAAAGAGGGUUCUAAAAGCAGCCCCAAAAUGCCCAAGUCACCAAAGAGUCCCCGGAGCCCUCUGGAGGCCACUAGAAAAAGUAUCAAGCCAUCAGACAGCCCUCGGAGCAUCUGCAGUGACAGUAGCAGCAAAGGGUCCCCCUCUGUGGCUGCUAGCUCCCCACCAGCAAUUCCCAAAGUCAGAAUCAAAACAAUUAAGACAUCAUCAGGGGAAAUCAAACGGACUGUUACAAGGAUCCUGCCAGACCCUGAUGAUCCAAGUAAGUCCCCUGUUGAGUCACCGCUAGGGAGCACCAUUGCUGAGGCCCCAAGUGAGGUGCCAGGGGAUGAGGGUACAGCCCUGCCUGUGGAAGAGCACUUUUCUGAGGCAGGCAUAAAUUCAGGGAGCCCCCAGGGGGACAGAAAAGGGGAUGAGAGCUUGGUAAAGGCCAGUGACUCAUCAUCUCCCUGCCGCAUCUCUGGGCCCCGGGCCUCAAAAGGAGCUGCCCUGAACUCACAGGCGAGCAAGAAGCAACAGAGUACAGCACUUCAGGCAUCAACCCUGGCCCCUGCCAGUCUAUUGCCCAAAGCUGUGCACUUGGCCAACUUGAACCUGGUCCCCCACAGUGUUGCCGCAUCUGUGACUGCCAAGUCCUCAGCACAGAGACGGAGCCAGCCUCAGGUCACGCAAAUGACAGUGCCCCUGGUCCACCAGGUGAAAAAGGCCGCCCCUCUAAUUGUGGAGGUCUUCAACAAGGUCCUCCACAGCUCUAACCCUGUGCCCCUCUAUGCGCCAAAUCUCAGCCCACCUGCAGACAGCAGAAUCCAUGUGCCGGCCAGUGGGUACUGCUGCCUGGAGUGUGGAGACGCGUUUGCCUUAGAGAAGAGCCUGAGCCAGCAUUACAGCCGGCGGAGCGUCCACAUUGAGGUGCUGUGCACUCUGUGCUCCAAGACGCUGCUCUUCUUCAACAAGUGCAGCCUGCUGCGCCACGCCCGUGACCACAAGAGCAAGGGCCUAGUCAUGCAGUGCUCUCAGCUGCUUGUGAAGCCGAUCUCUGCGGACCAGAUGUUUGUAACGGCUCCUGUGAACUCCACGGCACCAGCAACCCCAGCCGCUUCUUCCUCCCCCAAACCCAGCCCCACUUCAGGCAAUGCCAGCCCUGUAAUUCCAGCCUUGCCACUUUACCCAGACCCAGUGAGGCUCAUCCGGUAUGGAACCAAAUGUCCUGAAUGUCACAAGCAGAUGCGAGACUAUAUGGUCCUGGCUGCACAUUUCCAGAGGACAACAGAGGAAACUGAGGGGCUGACUUGCCAGGUAUGCCAGAUGUUGCUGCCAAACCAAUGUAGUUUCUGUGCACACCAACGGAUUCAUGCACACAAGUCUCCCUACUGCUGCCCGGAGUGUGGUGUCCUCUGUCGCUCUGCCUACUUCCAGACACAUGUAAAGGAGAAUUGCCUGCACUAUGCUCGAAAAGUGGGCUACAGGUGCAUCCACUGUGGUGUCAUCCACCUGACUUUGGCCUUGCUGAAAAGCCACAUCCAGGAGCGACACUGCCAGGUUUUCCACAAAUGUGCAUUCUGCCCCAUGGCCUUCAAGACUGCCAGUAGUACGAUGGACCACAGUACCACCCAGCACCCCACCCAGCCCCACAAACCCUCCCAGCUAAUUUAUAAGUGCUCCUGUGAAAUGGUCUUCAAUAAGAAGAGGCACAUUCAACAGCAUUUUUACCAGAAUGUCAGCAAGACACAGGCAGGUGUCUUCAAGUGCCCUGAGUGCCCACUCCUAUUUCUGCAGAAGCCAGAAUUAAUGCAGCAUGUCAAGAAUACCCAUGGUGUUCCCCGGAAUGUGGAUGAGCUGUCCAGCCUUCAUUCUUCAGCAGACACGGCCUCUAGCCGCCCUGGUUCUCGAGCUCCCACUGAGCCCCCAGUCACAAGUGUAGCUGCUAGGGGCAGCUCCCUGACUGCUGGUCGUUGGGGCCGGCCGGAAGCCCACCGCAGGGCUGAAGCCAGGCCCCGCAUGAGGAGCACUGGUUGGACUUGCCAGGAGUGCCAGGAAUGGGUUCCUGAUCGAGAGAGCUAUGUGUCCCACAUGAAAAAAAGCCAUGGUCGGACACUGAAGCGGUACCCAUGCCGGCAGUGUGAACAGUCCUUCCACACCCCCAGCAGCUUGCGCAAACACAUACGCAACAACCAUGACACAGUAAAGAAGGUCUACACUUGUGGGUACUGCACCGAAGAUAGCCCCAGCUUUCCUCGGCCCUCCCUCCUGGAGAGCCAUAUCAGCCUUAUGCAUGGUAUCAGAAACCCUGAUUUGAGCCAGACGUCCAAAGUCAGACAACCAGGUGGACAUUCCCCUCAGGUGAACCAUCUGAAAAGACCAAUCAGCAGAAUGGCAGAUGCUCCGGGCACUAGCAAUGGUGCGACUGUUUCCUCUACCAAAAGGCACAAGUCCCUAUUUCAGUGUGCAAAAUGCAGCUUUGCCACAGACUCAGAGCCCGAGUUCCAGAGCCACAUACCUCAGCACCAGGUGGACAGCUCCACAGCCCAGUGUCUCCUCUGUGGCUUGUGCUACACAUCUGCCAGUUCCCUCAACCGCCACCUGUUCAUAGUCCACAAAGUGAGAGACCAGGAGGAGGAAGAGGAGGAGGAGAUUGUGGAAGUGAAGGUGGAAGCCACAGACCCAGAGGCAUGCUCUGGAGAGGAGGUGGCCAUGGAAACUAGAGAGAACGGACUGGAAGAAUGUGCCAGUGAGCCUUUGGUGGCUGAUCUAGAGCCAAGGAGAUCACUAGGCCUGUCCCUGGAGGAAAACAGUGCCCAGGGCCCCCAGAAUUCACCACAGGCCUCUCAGGACCAGAACAGCCAUGCACUAUCUCCUCAGGUGUGACCAGAGGCUUUGUAGCCAUCAGUCAGGCUGUGGCACCCUCCACCUGCUAUGCAGACUGUGAAAUAAAAAGCUCUGCCCCAGUGUGUGUGGCCACUGUGCUCUGGAGCAGUAUCUAUCCUGAGCUGCAAAUUCUGGGCAUCUCCCAGCCCCAGACAUUGUGGGUCACCCAGAAUCCCUUACAGCUCUGAAUUUGCUUCUGUUAUUUAUGGCUUUAUGCUGCUUCUUGGUACCCCCAUUCUCAUCCAUGUCCUUCCAGCCCCAGGCUACUUAGGUAGUGCAGCCCUAAUGCUGUCACUCAGCUUGCAGCCCCUCAGAGGCUAUGUUCUGGGCUCUCUACCUGCUGUGUACAGUGGGGACUCCUCAGAGCUCUAUUUCCCUGCAGAUACCAGCUCUCCUUCAUGCCUUCAGAGCCCAAGGAGGAGGAGAAUGAAGGAUGCUGGCUGUUCCACUGGAACUCUGCCCAGCCUGGCUUGGUGAGGUCCCUUGCUUACCUUUUCCUUCUGUCUUCUCUCAUUCUUUGCCCCAGAAACAUCAUGAGGACUUCACGUGUCACACUGGCUGAUCAUGUCUCUGUGGGUGGGAGAAAUGUCAGUACACUCCUGUUUGGAACUGAGGAAAUCAUGAAGUAUGGCCAAGGCAGGCAGGUGCCGAGAGCCAGACCCUCUUGGGAGCUGUGGGAGGGUCCUGCUGCUGCUGCUGUCCUGCAGUCCCUGACAGGUGGGGCGUGGGUUACACAGACAUUGGGAUGUUUGUAUUCUUGCUCCUGUGCCAUUAGAGAGGCUGCUGCCUCAGGCAGGCCAGCCUCUCCUACUCUCAGCUACAUUCUUGUUGCUCAGACUAUAUUUCAAUAAAAAAGAUCAUCUUCUUACCAUGCAGGUAGGCUCUUGUAUUCAUCCUCAGGUGAGCCAGCCCUUCCCUGCUCCACCCGAGGCUCUUCCCAGAGUGCCCUGGCUGCCCUAUCUGAAGGAAAGCAGGGCUCUGCUGCCCAUGGAGCUCUAGGUUCUGGAGCUUGUGCUUGGGAAAUCAGGAGGCCUGUACAUCUUGGUUCUCUUGAGACUUCUAAAGGAGGAGAGGGAGGGUGUCAGUACUGGUUAAGAGCCACCUCCAAGGACUCUGGCCUAUUGAUAUUCUCGAGGCAUCUUUUCAUUAAAGGGCUUUCAGUCCAGAGAUCCUUCGUGAGGGUAGAAAGGGAUUCUGUGACUUUGUUCAUUGUUCGGAGACCGUUGCCAUCGCCACAGCAAACCCAGAUGUGGUAGAGUUAGGGUUAAAUGACAGAUGGGGCCUGCCCAAGCACAAGGGACAGGUUGUGGGAAGGUGUCCUCCAGCCCAAAUGGCCUGGGGCUAGGAGCAGCAGGAUCCCUGUGCAGCACAGGGAAGGAAGAGGUGCUGGCUGAGUUCUUAGACUUAAUCUUUCAAGGGAGGCAUGAAUAUGUAUCAGGAAUCAAGUUGGAUAAAUAUGCAUGGCUUUUUCACAAUUGAAAACAUUUUCUUCUUGCUCUAUUAAAUGCCAAAUUUGUAGUGAAAGGCUAAUGGCAGUGGGAAAGUUUGCUUGCCUCAGAUCCAGAGAGGCUCUGCUGUUUGUAUCAUUUGAAUGAACGGACAUUCUUCCUGGGAGCCUCCUACCUCUCUGCUUCCCCAGCUGGCAGUGAGGGGAAGCCAGCCCUAUUGAGCAAGUCCCAAGCCAACCACUGUCCCUUCCCCAGUUCCAAUCACAUAACUCGUUUCUCUUCAGAUCCUAUCAAUCUUUCACCUUAUGCUAAUCCCCAUUGCAGGGAGUGUCUGUACCCCAGAUCAUUCAUGAGAACAGGUUCUUAAGGAGGUGAAUAGAGGGCUUUGAGCUGUGUAGCUGCAUUUCUUCCCACUCAGAAACCAUGGGACAGAAGAUGGAGAAACUAAGGGUGGAGCACCUGUCCUCAUGCCAGAUCCAGCCUCUUGUAGUGGGAGCAUAGAAACUGCUCUGGAAAGCCUGAACCAUGCAUGGCCUGAGUUCUUCCUGCCCUUAACCAGCUCCUAACAGGUCUCCUCACAGACUCCUCCCCCUCAGAGUAGAACUAGGAACCCCCAUCUGGCUCCUUGCAGGCUCUCAUGAGGUCAUGAGUGUGCAAACACUUUCCAGUUCCCAUAAUACCAUGUGGAUAUGGGGAUUCUGUGCUGCUGGACCUGGAGCGUAGCUCAUCCGCUGCUCACGUUUGGAUGCGGGGUAUCAGUUAAGAAUUGGCCUGCAUGCCUAUCCAUUAUUCAAUGAUGAUGAAGAUAACAUUUCCAGCCCUGCUCAUGGCCAGCAUCUUGUUAACUCUUAACAGAGACGUUCAUUUAAUCCUCACAAGGAUCUCAGUUAUCCUUCUAUUUUACAGAGAAGAAAACAGCCUUAGGUUGAAUGACAGAUUGUUGGGCCACCUGUGAUGAUGGUGCUGAGUCAAGCCUGUCAACCACUGUGCUACCUUAGUGACUGGGCUGCUCUGACUGCUGCCACCCUGUCAGCAGCAUGGAGCCAUCCAAAGCCCACCCUUCUACUUUCCAAAAAAGGCAGGGUGCCCCAUAGUGUCAGAUCCUUCGUGGAGUCCACCAGUGCCUUGUCACCCCAAGGAGGGCCCUGCAUUUGCACGUGUGGUGUCCCUGCAAUGUUUUUUUCUCACUGGGGUUUACUUUGCUAUCUGAAGACCCAUCUCUGGAACAUUGUAGAAGAGGUUACCUAAUUCUCCUGGGGAACACACAGUCUUUCAGAGUCAGUAUCUCCUGGUUGCUUGUGUUGUCUUUUCAAUGCACUAUUGUUUGUCAUCCGAGGAUGCUUGCUGUAACAGGUGUUUCACUGCUGCUGCGGAUGCUCUCCUCACCAAGUUUAGAUAAGAUUCUCUACUCUGUAGAAACUACCAUCUCAAUACACUGAGGCUUGACAAAUGACUAGUAUUUAUACUUUAACCGCUCUGUCUUUGUAAAAUGAUACGCUGGAUUACCAUGGACUAAUUGUUGUAAAAAAUUUGCCUCUUAUGUAAACAGUCUGGGUUUUAAAAACUUAAUGGUUGUGUUGUGUCCCCCCUUCCCCCGAAUUCCACAUUUUGCCUUGCCCCAGACUGAGGAACUUCUGUCCUGUUUGUCGUUGUACAUUCAGCACCAGGUAAUUAAAAUUUUUUUGGGGGGGUUGGAAGAAAUAGGUACAUACACAUUUGACAACAAACAAAGCAUUAACAAUACAAAUGAAUAUACAAUAAAAAGUAAACUUCCUGAUGGAGGCGAGCCUCCAGUGCCCUCACCAGAGUUCCUCAUUGUUAUCUCUUAUCUUGUGUAUCCUUUCAGAGCAAUUCUAUGCAUUUAUGAGUUAUAAAUAUGUAUAUUUAUAUAUCUAUUUUUAAUACAAACAGUAGCAUUCUAUA